UGAUGAACCCUAAUUACAGGGAAAUUUUAAAAUAGAUAAUGGAUUUCAAAUAAGAAGGAACGAGAGCAUUGAUAUCAGGCUUGCUUGUUAAGUUAGUAAUUUAUUCAUCAAUGAAUAGAUUAUUGGACUCUUUUUUACAUGGCCAAUUUUGUAAUCUUACCAUGAAAUCUUAAUUGGAUAUAAGGAUCUUAAUCACUAAUACAUUAUCUAUAUCAGUUAUGCACUUAUGAUAUUUAUAAUGAAUCUAUUCAUACCUCAUAGUGAUUUCUUCUUAAAGAAAUUAGGGCCUUAAGCUUUAAUAUGCAUCUUUGUUUGUUUAACAGGAAUUUCUUUUAUGUUGAUAGCAAUAUUUGAUUAAGUAUAUAUUUACAUAGAUUAAAAAGAAUUGGCUCCUCCAUGUUUUGCUCCAGUUAUUUAUUAUUGCACCAUCUAUUGGAAUUUUGUAUUCUACACCAUUUCUCACAACAUGGAGAUACUUUGUUAAAUAGAAAUGUAUUUGUUUUAUUUACAAAUUUCAUAGAACACUUGAAUUCCAUAUUCUAAAUCUUCAUUGGAUUAGGUGCCUUCUUUGGAUUGCUAAUCUUUCAAUCAAAUUAAGAAAAUCAACUAGAAUUAUAUUUUGAUAAUAAUUAGUAGUUUUGUGGAGAAUGUUUUAAUCUUCAAACUAGGCGAUCUCUUAGAGAACUGACGAUUUGGGCUUUUAUUUUAGGAAUUAGUGCUGUUUUAUUAGUUAAAUAACCCGAUGGAGAUGUUGCUGAUAGUGUAGUAGAUUACGAUCUUUUAGCAUUUGCUCAUUUAGAUCUAAAAUAAUAAUAACAUAGUCAACAUUCUUCAAAUGAAAAUGAUUAAUCAUUCGAUUAACCAAUUACAUUUACCUAAUCCUUGUCCACUAAACCAUUUUAAAUAAUGUCAAUUUUAGUAGUAUCAUCAUCUCUUUUACCAUACUUGAUUUUCUGUUAAUAUUAGAGAAUUCAGUCUGCUUUAGGCAUAUCUUAUACGAAAUCUUAGUUCACUUUUUCAAUAUCCAUAAUAUUUUAUGGAUUUAUGAGAUUGAUAUAUAAUUAUUUUAUAUCUGAUUGGCCAUAUAAACUUGUGAUAAAAAGAUUAGGUUAAGCAAAUGUAUUUAAAAGUUAUUAUAUAUUUAGAUGGUCUUAAUUUUAACAUUUGUAGCUUCACUUUGGUUUGAAAAUACUUUUUUAAUAAACAUUUUGUGUUCUAUUUAUACUGUUAGUUUAGCCAUUUUGUUCUCUGUGAUUAGUAGUUCAAUCCCUAAAAUAUUUGGAUCAAUGGCAAGUUAAGGCGUAUUUUCUUUUAUGUUGGCAAUUAUGGGUUUGAGUGCUAUAAUAUCAAAUAGUAUUUCAUAUUAUUUUCCAGAAGAGGUAGAUUAUUAAAUAUGUUUAGAGCACAAAAAUGAUGUUGUUCUACUUUUCCAUAAAAGUAUUUCUUGGUUAAAUGUUUGUGUAUCGAGUUGCUAAAUGAUU
Molecule: messenger RNA, 1481 nt
Organism: Paramecium sonneborni
Lineage: Eukaryota; Ciliophora; Oligohymenophorea; Peniculida; Parameciidae
Source: the annotation of a GenBank genome assembly